UCAGACACGGUCUGAGUCAUAAAACGUUACUUUAGUCCCGCGUACUUCUUACGUGUGAACAGAUUAACAGACUCAGAGCUUCACAUCUCUGAACCCCACGGAUUAUUUGAUAAAACACAACAGGGCGGGUUCAGAGCGCAAACGUGGACCGCGUUAACCGGAAUCCCCGAGUAUUAAGUUUUAAUUAAGACCCUAUCGCACCUGCUGGAGGACGAACGAGAGAAAGAUUAAUACGUGUGUGAAAAACGUGGUUAGAAAACCGCCCCACUGUGAAUGGUUUCUUUGUAUGUGACGAUGAUGACGGUGAAGGUGUUUCGCAGUCCGGCCCGUCACGGUUACGCAGUGGAAGUGUCUCCGUAUAUCCCCAGCAGAGUGGCCUGUGCUGCCUCACAGUACUACGGGAUAGCAGGCUGCGGCACACUGCUGGUCCUGGAUCAGACCGAGACCGGGCUCACCUUAGUGAGAAGCUGGGAGUGGAGUGACGGCCUGUUCGACGUGGCAUGGAGUGAAGCUAAUGAGCACAUUUUGGUGGCAGGCGGCGGCGAUGGCAGCCUCCAGCUGUGGGAUACAGCCAAUCACAGUGCUCCACUGAGGGUGGCCAAAGAACACACACAGGAGGUGUACACUGUGGACUGGAGUCAGACUCGAGGAGAAAGCCUGAUAGUUUCUGGAUCGUGGGAUCAAACGGUGAAAGUGUGGGACCCUGCUCUCAGUCCAUCGCUGACCACCCUCAGAGGUCAUGAAGGGGUCAUCUACAGCACCAUUUGGUCGCCUCACAUCCCAGGUUGCUUUGCAUCUGCCUCAGGUGACGGGACGCUCAGAAUUUGGGAUGUGAAGGGUGCGGCGUGCAGAUUGGCCAUCCCAGCGCACAAGGCAGAGAUCCUCAGCUGUGAUUGGUGCAAAUAUGACCAGAAUGUUGUGGCCACAGGUUCAGUGGAUUGUACUGUGUGUGUGUGGGACCUGAGGAACAUCCGGCAGCCUGUCAAUCAACUGCUGGGACACACGUACGCCAUCCGCAGACUCAAGUUUUCUCCCUUUGAUAAGACUGUGCUGGCGUCCUGCUCGUAUGACUUCACUGUCAGGUUUUGGGAUUAUAGCCGACAACAGCCUCUCCUGGAUACUGUAGAGCAUCAUUCAGAGUUUGUCUGUGGAUUAGACUUCAACCUGCACAUCCCCAACCAGGUGGUGGACUGUUCCUGGGACGAGACGGUGAAGGUGUACACACCUGCGUGCCUGUCGGUGGGAGCGCACAGUGCAGCCCCUUAAAAUGCCCACAGACCUCUGAGGACGAUUUCACCUCGGCGCUGGUAUUCGAGCACUUCUCCCCGAUGAAGCCAGUGCCUCGUCCUGAACCAUAACGACUGCUUCGCCGACGCACACCCGACUCUUCACUUCUUCCACAACGUUGUUCAAAAUCCGAGCCUCAAACUGUGAAUGGUUAAGACACACGCCACUGAGACGUCAUUGCUCUGACACUUUGGUACCAAAUCGGAGCCAAAAUUCUGAAAACAUAAGUUUCACAGGUGGCUACUGGACCCUUGUUUCCAUAGGAACUGGAAAACACCAGCCAUCAUGUUUGGGCAGAUGAGCUGGACAUUACUCGGUCCCACGACUGUGAUCGACUCUGUCAGAAUAAAGCAUGUGUUGGCAUGUGUUUGAAAAGCA
Molecule: messenger RNA, 1665 nt
Organism: Maylandia zebra (zebra mbuna)
Lineage: Eukaryota; Metazoa; Chordata; Actinopteri; Cichliformes; Cichlidae
Gene: pex7
Product: peroxisomal biogenesis factor 7
Biological process (GO): protein import into peroxisome matrix
Cellular component (GO): peroxisomal matrix; cytosol
Molecular function (GO): protein binding
Source: RefSeq, a predicted model, not a curated record